Clarias gariepinus (North African catfish) is the source of this 2080-nucleotide messenger RNA. It is a transcript of the gene mxd3, whose product is annotated as MAX dimerization protein 3. The transcript is spliced from 6 exons. Bases 138 to 734 code for a protein of 198 amino acids. Lineage: Eukaryota; Metazoa; Chordata; Actinopteri; Siluriformes; Clariidae. The record is from RefSeq and is a predicted model, not a curated record. Gene Ontology annotation, molecular function: DNA-binding transcription factor activity, RNA polymerase II-specific; protein dimerization activity; RNA polymerase II cis-regulatory region sequence-specific DNA binding. Gene Ontology annotation, biological process: regulation of transcription by RNA polymerase II.
UGACGCGUAUGACGUGGCAGCUGGAGUAGCCCGAGCUCGCGACGAGCUGCCAAAUCUCUCCCUCUGCACAAAAACACACACAUCACGGGUGUUGCCGCGUUUUGGUGCUACAGCUAUACGUAUCACAAUUCAGCAGGAUGGAAGUAAACGCAUGCAAUAUCCAAGUUCUUCUGCAAGCUGCUGAAUAUUUGGAAAGAAGAGAAAGAGAGGCUGAGCAUGGUUACGCUUCAGUCCUGCCAUUCUACAGUAAAACCACAGACAAACGAAGCAAAGCGAAAACUAAGAAGAAUGCAGCAGGGAACAGCAGAUCAGUUCACAAUGAACUGGAAAAGCACAGACGAGCUCAGUUGCGGCACUGUUUGGAGCAGCUAAAGCAGCAGGUCCCACUGUCCUCAGACUCCACAAGGAACACCACCUUGAACUUGCUUAGACGGGCACAGAUGCACAUAAAGAAACUGCAGGAGCAGAAUCAGAGGGCUGAGCUUCUGAAGGACCGGCUGCGCUGGGAGCAGCAGGAGUUGCGUAUGCGUCUGCAGCAGCUGCAGGGCGGCACAGAGAGGAUGCGCAACGACAGCCUGGGCUCAGCAGUGUCCUCUGAAAGAUCCGAUUCAGACCGAGAGGAUGUGGAGAUUGAUGUCGAAAGCAUGGUGUGGACUUUGGACUCUGAUGGCCUGGGCUUAACACACAACGACGCAGAUCAUAGUUACUCCACUUCUGAUCGGGCGUGGUUAUGACGACAAUAUAACCGCUAUUAUAAUUUGCUGAAACAUUCCAAAAACUGUAUCACAAGGUCGAAGGAAAAAAAAAAAGAAAAGAAAAAAAAAGAGGAGGGGCCUCAAACCAAAAAUAUGACGGCUUGCCACAGAAACACACUGCUGCCAUUUUAUAACCAUCAGACUCAGGCUGUUUGCAAGCAUGACUGGAUUUUUGGUAAUAUAUGAUAUUUUUAUGACGUGGUGCUCUUGAUACACAGUAAUUACUAGAGGUCUGACAGUGUGGUCAUGUAUUUUGUUCUUACUGUCCUUGUCAUUCUUCUUUAAGCUAAUUGGCUCUGUGUCAGGGUCAUUUUGCAGUAUAUACUUGCUUGCACUUAGACCUUUCACUUAUUUAACAAAUGUCGCGCUCUAAUUUUGAAAUGUUGCACAAAGCAGCCGCAUCAGCACUUAACUUCAUAUCAUUUACACUUUUGUUGUUCACGUUUGUCCUUCGAUUGCUUACGGCGAGAUUUUCACGUCAAUCACAGAUCAUGUCCAUAUCAGUGUUUUAAAAGCGUUUGUCUUUUGAAAGAUCCGAAAUCAUGGAUGUGCAUUCAACAGUCUGUUCACUCGUUUUAGUAAACCAUCUUGUUUGCCCAGUUAAAUUCAAUUUUUAAUAAUAAUAAUUAAUAACACUGAAAUUAACAUAAACAACUUCACAGACAGCUGGAUGUGAAGUUAAUAGAUGACUUCAUCCGAUAAUGGCAUUAUAAUUAAACUUGGUAUCGAUCAGCUGGCAUGAUCUCAUUUGCCUUAAAGGCGGCUUCCUUCACUUACCAGUGGCAUGCUUAAGCCACACAUUUCGUACUGAAUUGUACGUGUUCAAGGAAAGUGGUUCAUGCCUUACAAACCUGAACAAGAUACUUGUUUCCUGCACUAGUAGUUCUUAGGUAUCCAAAUUUUAGGUGCAAUUUAGAUCAAUUUCCCUAAAAUGAUUCCAGAAACACAGUGUAUUUUUAGAUAAAAAAAAUGUAGAUUAAUAGUAAGAGUUUCCCCUUUAAAAUGUAGUUGCUAGGUGUCACCUGAAAGGUGUCUCUAUACUUAGGACUCUUGUAAUAUGUGUAUAAAUUAUCAGCAGUCCUGCUGAACCAGGCAUUUAUGCAAUUAAUGAAUUAAUUAAUGUUCAGUUAUUCAGUGUAAAUAUACACAGCUAAAUAGUACACUGUAUAUGUGAUUGUGAACACCAAAAGCCUUAUGAAUUUUUUGUAUGUCUUUGGAACUCCAUCACUUUUUUGUAUUUAUCUGCCCUCUGUGUAUUCGUAUGUAGCAUUUUCUUACCAAUGUAAACCUUUUGUACAAAUAAAUAUUUUAUGUAUUUAACUUGA